GUCAACCACUGAGACAAUGAUGGCAUAGGAAAGAUCCGCUCUUCAACUUCACUUUUACAACAAUAUCAAGUACCUAUCAUGUCUUCCUCAACAGGGACGGGCUGGGCGCAACUACGCCAACAAGCAAGAACACUAGAGACCCAAACCGAAUCUCUCUUCCACACCUACUCACAAUUUGCACAAAUCAGCAACAUUCCUCCCUCACCAACCGAAGAACAAAAGCAAACCGAAUCCAAAAUCAACGAGCUCUUCGAAAAGCGCGAAACCCUCAUAAACCAACUCACCCGCCUCCUCGAUUCCGAAAGCACCCUCACCGCCUCAGCCCUCAAGCAAAACAACCUCUCCCGCCACCGCGAAGUCCUCCAGAACGACCGCCGCGAAUUCAACUCCCUAAAAUCCACGCUCCAGUCCGCCCGCCAGCGCGCCAACCUCCUCACAAACGUCCGCUCAGACAUCGACGCUUACCAUGCCUCCUCUCCUUCCGCGGAGGCGGACUACAUGCUCGGCGAGCGCAACCGCAUCGAGAACUCGCAUAAUAUGGCGGAUAGCGUUUUGAGCCAGGCGUAUGCUGUUAAUGAGCAGUUUGGGUUGCAGCGCGAGACGUUGGCGGGGAUUCAGCGCAGGAUUCAGGGAGCGGCGGCGCAGGUGCCGGGGCUGAAUAGCUUGAUUAAUCGAAUUAGUGCGAAGAAGCGGAGGGAUAUGAUGAUUUUGGGGACGUUUAUUGGAGUGGUGUGCUUGUUGUUUUUGUACUUCCUGUGAGCCAGCGAAUUUGGGAUGGGAUGGGGAGUCAGUUGCUGGCGGCUGUCAACGGUUUGAAGGCAUGAACUGGUAUACCCUACUCAAGUGGGCUGAGAGGUGAGGCUAGGUUGUACAUGGUGGCGAGGUCGGAGAUAGACAUUGGCGGAGGCAGUGUAUGUGAUGGGUCACAAGACGGAUGGCUGUGUCAGAUAGACAUGGGAAGCGGAACUUUGUUAAUUACUGUCGUUAUACCGUGCUGCUUAAAGGCCGGGACACGCAAGCGCUUAUGUAUCUUUGUGGAGCAGGAGUUAGAAGCGGGUUUGUAAUUGUACACGAGGGUAUUAUUUGACAAUAUCAUACAACAGCGGCAGCCACUGGCUUUCCACCUUCAAUCAAAUCCUCAGAUCG
Pseudogymnoascus verrucosus is the source of this 1146-nucleotide messenger RNA. RefSeq lists its product as uncharacterized. Gene Ontology annotation, biological process: vesicle fusion; endoplasmic reticulum to Golgi vesicle-mediated transport. The record is from RefSeq and is a predicted model, not a curated record. The coding region runs from base 79 to 759 and encodes 226 amino acids. Gene Ontology annotation, molecular function: SNAP receptor activity. Lineage: Eukaryota; Fungi; Ascomycota; Leotiomycetes; Thelebolales; Thelebolaceae. The transcript has 3 exons. Gene Ontology annotation, cellular component: Golgi membrane; Golgi medial cisterna; SNARE complex.